GUGAAAAGCAACAACUUGGAUGUGAAAGUUGCUGAGUCUGAAUUGGAAACCGAAGAAAAAGGAGCAGAGAAAGAACCCACAAAGGAAUCCGACAGCAGCAUUUUGGAUGUAUCGUCUGAUUGUCCAAGAGAGAAACAUAUUUCAAUUCAAAGAGAUUUUGCUGGGCUAGAGAAACUAGCUAACCUAAAAGAAGGUGAGUUUACCAUGGCAGUGUCCCAGAACACAGAUCUUCAUGUUACAGAUGAAAAGAAGCCUUGUCCAUUGUGUUCUGAAGAAAAAUACAAAGCUUGCUAUGGUCAUAAACUCCAUCGACACCUUCUGAAUUUUCACUGGAAAGUUUCUGUUGAAUUUGAAGGGUACCGAAUGUGUAUCUGCUACUUACCCUGUCACCCAGUAAAACCCAACCUCAUCGGAGACCAGACUUGGUCAAAGCUGGGGGCCCAUUACCACUGCAUCAUCUGCUCGGCGACUAUCACGCGGAGGACUGACAUGAUCGGUCACAUCAACCGGCACGUGAACAAGGGAGAAACGGAGUCCAGGUUCAUCACAGUUCCUGCUCCCAAGUAUGCUCCUGAAGUGGUGAAAGAGUCAGCCACAGAUGUGCAGGUUCUUCCCAACUACUCCACACCUCAGAAAACAGAUUCCUACUUUAAUCCUAAAAUGAAACUCAACAGGCAACUGAUCUUCUGUGCACUAGCUGUUCUAGCUAAGGAACGUGAACCGAUAGAAUGUUUGGAUGCUUUUGGUGCCACUGGUAUAAUGGGAUUACAAUGGGCAAAGCACCUCAGAAGUUCUGUGAGAGUUACAAUUAAUGAUUGCAAUGAGAAUUCUGUGGCAAUGAUUCAGGAAAACUGCCUUUUAAACAAAAUGAAGGUGAAGCUGAACACUAAGGACGAAGACAAUGAUGAAGCAAUGGGAGAUGGAGAAGAAAAUACUGAUACCAUUGAGGUGACAAAAAUGGAUGCCAAUGUUAUAAUGCAUUUGAGAUCAUUUGAUUUUAUCCAUUUGGACCCCUUUGGAACUACUGUGAAUUACCUGGAUUCUGCCUUUAGAAAUGUGAGAAAUCUUGGAAUUGUGUCACUGACGUCCACAGACAUCAGCUCUCUGUAUGCAAAGGCUCAGCACGUCGCCCUGCGCCACUAUGGCUGUAAUAUUGUCCGAACAGAGUACUACAAGGAGCUGGCAGCCAGAAUAGUAAUUGCUGCUGUCACAAGAGCUGCAGCUCGCUGUAACAAAGGCAUUGAAGUUCUACUUGCAGUAGCUCUAGAACAUUUUGUUCUAGUAGUGGUCAGAGUUUUAAGAGGACCAUCUCUUGCGGAUGAUUCAGCAAGGAAGAUAAGAUACCUCAUCCACUGCCAGUGGUGUGAAGAGAGAAUUUUUCAGAAAGAGGGAAAUAUGUUAGAAGAAAACCCUUAUCAGCAGCUGCCUUGCGACUGUCACGGCAGCAUGCCUGGGAAGACAGCAGUAGUUCUUGGUCCUCUCUGGUCUGGAGCCCUGUUCAACGCUGGAUUCCUCAGGAGAAUGUAUUUUGAAGCUGUCCAGCAUGGUUUGGAUGAAGCUCAGUCCCUCUUGAAGACAAUUGUUUGCGAAGCUGAGUGCACAACUUCAAAACCUAAUUCUACCCAUACUCCUUGUGAGGAGAGCAAACAAGAAGAGUGCGGCGUAUAUAUUAAAACAUCAAAUACUUCUCCAGAAUCCCUCUUGAUACACGGAAAAAGGAAAAGCGACGAAGGGGUUCGGAAUGCAAACAAGCGGCUAAAAGCUGAGAACAGUUCUGAACACCCUGCGUUCUACUACAAUAUCCACAGGCACAGUAUUAAAGGAAUGAAUAUGCCGAAGUUAAAUAAAUUCUUAAGCUAUCUCUCUGAAGCUGGGUACAGAGUGAGCAGAACCCACUUCGAUCCCAUGGGAGUCCGGACGAACGCGCCGCUGGCGCAGUUCAAGACUGUGCUGCUGAAGUACAGCACCCCCACCUACACCGGGGCGCAGGCCGAGGACGCCGACUUCCUGGAGGACGACAGAGCCGCAGUCGCCGUGUUCCCCAAGGACUGCGCCCCCCACUACACGGCCGAGUAA
Messenger RNA from Merops nubicus (carmine bee-eater), 2076 nucleotides. It is a transcript of the gene TRMT1L, whose product is annotated as tRNA methyltransferase 1 homolog (S. cerevisiae)-like. Gene Ontology annotation, cellular component: nucleus. Gene Ontology annotation, biological process: tRNA N2-guanine methylation. The record is from RefSeq and is a predicted model, not a curated record. Gene Ontology annotation, molecular function: RNA binding. The transcript has 15 exons. Lineage: Eukaryota; Metazoa; Chordata; Aves; Coraciiformes; Meropidae. The coding region runs from base 205 to 2076 and encodes 623 amino acids.